CACUGCCACUAAGAGGAAGUAUUCUGAGAGAGAGGAGGGGGCCACUGCCUCUAAAAAGAGUCUGACUCAAGAUACCAGUUCUAAGAGUGUCCAGAAGCCCAGAGCAGAGUCACCUACACCCAGCCGGGAACCUCUGAGACGUGGCAAAAUGUCUGAACAACAGAUGAAAAGCUCUGACUACCAGUUGGACUAUGAAAACGUUCAGGAUCCAGUUGAGACGAUGGAGGGGAUUGUCAGCCAGGGUGCUGUAAUGUUCACACACAACCCUCUGGGUAUGAGGAGUCAAACUCUUCUGACAGUCCAACAAGACAUUAAGGCUAAACUGAAACACAAGUAUCAACACAUAUCUGAAGGAAUUGGACACCAUGGAAACCAAAGUCUGUUAAAGGACAUCUACACAGAGCUCUACAUCACAGAGGGUGGAAGUGGAGGGGUCAAUAAUGAACAUGAGGUGAGACAGAUAGAGAUGGCAUCCAAGAAACAAACCACACAAGAGACACCAAUCAAAUGCAACGACAUCUUCAAGCCUUUACCUGGACAAGACAAACCUAUCAGAACUGUGCUGACAAAAGGAAUCGCUGGCAUUGGAAAAACAGUCUCUGUGCAGAAGGUCAUCCUUGACUGGGCAGAGGGAAAAGCAAAUCAGGACGUUCAUUUCAUGUUUCCUCUUCCUUUCCGUGAUCUGAACCUGAAAAAGGACCAAUACAGUCUGAUGCAACUUCUUUCCCACUACUUCUCAGAGCUGAAAGAGAUUGACAGCAUUGAAGAUGGUGAAACCAAAACUGUUUUCAUUUUUGAUGGUCUGGAUGAGUGUCGACUUCCUCUAGACUUCAAAAACAAUGAGAGGUGCUGUGAUGUCACGAAGCCAACCUCAGUGGACGUGCUGCUGACAAACCUCAUCAAGGGGAAUCUGCUUCCCUCUGCUCUCCUCUGGAUAACCUCACGGCCUGCAGCAGCCAAUCAGAUCCCUCCUGAGUGUGUUGACCAGGUGACAGAGGUACGAGGGUUCAAUGAUCCACAGAAGGAGGAGUACUUCAGGAAGAAAAUCACAGAUCAGAAUCUGGCCAAUGAAAUCAUCAAACACAUGAAGACAUCAAGGAGCCUCCACAUCAUGUGCCUCAUGCCAGUCUUCUGUUGGAUAUCAGCCACUGUCCUUGAGAUGAUGCUGAAAGAGGCAGAGAAGGAUGAAGUCCCCAAAACUCUGACCCAGAUGUUCACACACUUCACGCUCAUCCAAAUCAUUGUGAAGAACAAGAAGUACAACAAAGCCACAGAGACAAACCCAAAGGAACUGUCUCAGUCAGACAAAGAGAUGAUCCUGAAACUGGCAAAGCUGGCUUUCCAACAGCUGCAGAAGGGCAACCUGAUCUUCUAUGAGGAGGACCUGAGAGAGUGUGGCCUUGAUGUCACAGAGGCAUCAGAGUACUCAGCAUUGUGUACAGAGAUCUUUAAAGAAGAAUCUGGGCUGAACCAAGAGAAGGUCUACAGCUUUGUGCAUCUGAGCAUGCAGGAGUUUCUAGCAGCAGUGCAUGCUUCAGAAUCAUGUCUGGACAAGAAGGAAAAUGUUUUUUCCACCACUAGUGAGGAUGAAGAGGAGGAGUCAAUCCAGUUGUUUGACUUACACAGGAGAGCAGUGGACCAGGCCUUGAAGAGUGAGAAUGGACACCUGGACCUGUUCCUCCGCUUCCUUCUGGGUCUCUCACUGGAGUCCAAUCAGAAUCUGUUACGAGGCCUUCUGACACAGACAGGAAGUACAACACAGAGCAAUGAGGAAACAGUCAAGAGAACAGUCAGGUACCUUUCAGACAAGAUCAAAAGGGAAUCCUCACCAGAAAGGAUCAUCAACUUGUUCCACUGUCUGAAUGAACUUGGUGCCAACUCUCUAGUUGAAGACAUGCAAACCUCCCUGCGAUCAGGAACUCUUUCAGAAACAAGACUAAAACGUGACCAAUGUUCAGCCCUGGCCUACCUGUUACUGAUGUCAGAGGAGGUGCUGGAGGAGUUUGACCUGAAGACAUACAACACAUUAGGGAAAGGUUAUCAGAGGUUGCUGCCGGUAGUGAAAACCUGCAAGAGAGCACUACUGUCUGGCUGUAAACUCACAUAUGAAUCCUGUGAGACUCUGGCCUCAGCUCUGCAGACACCAAACUCCCCCCUGAGAGAACUGGACCUCCGCUACAAUGACCUGGGAGACAGAGGAGUGGAGCUGCUCUGUGUUGGACUAACCAGUCCACUCUGCAACAUACAGACACUAGUGCUGUCUGGCUGUCUGGUCACAGAGGAGGGCUGUGCUGCUCUGUCUUCAGCUCUGAGGUCAAACCCCCACCUGAAAGAGCUGGACCUGAGCUACAAUCACCCAGGAGACUCUGCAGGGGGACUGCUUUCAGCUGCUCUGGUGGAUCCCACAGAUAAACUGAUGAAGCUGAAUGUGGAUCAUGGUGGAGAGUUCAGGCUGAAACCAGGGCUGAGGAAAUAUGCCUGUCAUCUCACCCUGGACCCAAAUACAGCAAACCCAGAACUGAUACUGUCUGAGGGGAACAGGAAGGUGACAUGGGUGGAGGAGAAGCAGCAUUAUGAAGACCAUCCAGACAGAUUUGACCAUUAUCCCCAAGUUCUCUGCAGAGAAGUCUUAUCUGGAUCUCGUUAUUACUGGGAGGUGGAGUGGGAUGGUGACAUUUCUCACAUUUGUGUGGUGUACAAUGGAAUGCAGAGGAAGGGAGAGAUGGACAGUUGGUUUGGAUACAACAGGAAGUCCUGGGGUUUAGUCUGCAAUGACACAGGUUUUCAAUUGUACCAUGCUGGAGUCAUCAGAUCCAUCCCUGGUCCUGUUUCUAACAGAGUUGGAGUGUAUCUGGACUGGCCAGCUGGUACUUUGUCCUUCUAUAGCGUGUCCUCCUCUGGUACACUGACACACCUUUACACAGAACACACCACAUUCACUGAACCCCUCUAUCCUGGGUUUGGGUUUGGGUUUGGGGUUUAUUCCUCCUCCUCAGUGACCCUGUGUCAGAUAGAUGACCAACACAUUCAAAGCAGAGACCAUGAUGGAGAGUGUUGUAUCAAGCCUGGACCUGAGAAUAUGACCAACCCUUCCCUGAGGAAUGAGAUGAAGAUUCUUCAUGUAGAGGAACAUGGAGUGUCUGUUGAGGAAGUGCAUGAGGUCACCAGAUUCCAUGCUAAGAUUCUCCAUCCCAAGUUCUCAGCUAUCGCUGUUAUACUGAGCUAUAUCUUUUUUGGAACGUAG
Molecule: messenger RNA, 3244 nt
Organism: Coregonus clupeaformis (lake whitefish)
Lineage: Eukaryota; Metazoa; Chordata; Actinopteri; Salmoniformes; Salmonidae
Product: protein NLRC3-like
Molecular function (GO): protein binding
Source: RefSeq, a predicted model, not a curated record